AGCGACCGGAACCCAUUUUGGAAGCGCGGGGAGUUGGACAGCCGGCGCCAGCUGCCUGCCAGCCGACCGGACGCCAUGUGGGGCCUCUGGGAUUCGCAGGAUGACAUGCCGCCGCCGCCGCGCUCCUCAGUCUUUGUCAUGCGGAACGGGCGCUACGAGCCGCAGAAUCUCAUGCCGGUCAUGCCGCGGCCGGACGUCUUGGACUUCGACGGGUUCGUUCUCCGGCGGGGCGCUGCCAACAGUCGUGCGGUUGUACGACCUCCAGACCUUCGGCAGGCCUCACUGGUGAAGAGCUGCGUGAGUCUUCGAAAGGCCACAGUCCAGGUCAAGCCCUGCGCGUCCGGUCCGGCCUCGCCGGGCGGCAGCGGCCCGGUGGAGCUGAGCUUCGUCUUCGACGCCCUGAAGCCGGGCCACCUGUCUCUUUUUCUGCACGUGACGGAGGUGGAGCACAAUGAAACGGAGCCUGGCGGUCCGGUGCAGCGCCGGGUGGAGUUGAUGGACUCGCAGCAGCCUGCAGGAAGCGAGGAGAGUCCCCCACCUCGCCCGGCGGCGGCCGUGCACGAGAUGCACUUCGAGAAAGGGCUCGGCCAGGUCUACCGCAGCACUCCCCUGGACUUGCGAGACUUCUCACAGGAGCAGCUCCGCUUUGAUCCAUCCCAGCCAAGGGAGAUCCCGCUAGCCAUCCGCCUCUUCUCAGAGUCCGAGGCUCCCGAGACCAAACCGGCAGUGGAAUCUGUGGAAGACGGAGAGGCUGAGGCACCGAUGGUGGAGAGGAGUGUGCACUACACCUACAUCUCCUUGCAGAAGGCCAGCAGCUUGGCAGACUCACCCACCAGUGACGACCAGGUGGAGCGGGCCUGGUCCGCGCACGUGAUCGGCCAGAAGCUGGAGCACUGCGGCCAGUGCUUCAUCCUGCAUGAAGUCUUCGGCGCCGGACCGAUCGGCAGGACGGAGGAGGCUCGGCGCACCAAUCUGGCGGACCAGGAUGUGGAGGGCAACACUGACUGCGUCAUUUGCCUUAGCGAGCCACGGGACACGGCGGUGCUGCCCUGCCGCCACAUGUGCUUUUGCAGCUACUGCGCUGGCAUUGUCAGGCUGCAGUGCGACCGCUGCCCCGUGUGCCGGCAGAAGGUGCAGAGCCUCCUGCAGUUCAAGCGCGAGGACCUGGACAAGGUCCCGGACCAGCCCAUCAAGCUUACAUCGCAGGCCAAGACCUCGGCGCGGUGAGAGGAGCGCGCUCGCCGGGUGAGCGACUCUCGCUGA
This is a messenger RNA of Effrenium voratum, 1263 nucleotides long. Lineage: Eukaryota; Dinophyceae; Suessiales; Symbiodiniaceae. The record is from the annotation of a GenBank genome assembly.